This is a messenger RNA of Megalops cyprinoides (Indo-Pacific tarpon), 5532 nucleotides long. RefSeq names its product ubiquitin-conjugating enzyme E2 Q2-like. The coding region runs from base 446 to 1588 and encodes 380 amino acids. The record is from RefSeq and is a predicted model, not a curated record. The transcript has 13 exons. Lineage: Eukaryota; Metazoa; Chordata; Actinopteri; Elopiformes; Megalopidae.
UCGGGCAAUAACGCCAUCUUUAAACCCCAGAAGGAGCUACCGUUUAGCGCCGGGAUCAGCAACUCACCGUGCCCGUGUCGAGAUUAAAAUUCAGCGGGCUUCAUCUGCUACUAAACCAACUAAAGACAUAUCUAGUCAUAUUUUAUUUCGUAAUGAACAACACAGGCUAAUCGAAUGGUUAGAGGAACGUCAAUACAAACAACACCAAGGAAAGGCGGAACGGCAGCGACCAAGCAAACAAGGCGUUGUUAUUUAGCGAGUUAGCUGGCUAGCUACCGAGCUAGCUAGCGCAUUAAGAUUCAGAAAACGUUGAUUUUGUAAAAGGCGUUUUCCCCCCCUCUUUUGUUGUUGCUAGCUGUGCUUGGUUUAAACUCGACUGCGUGGCCGCAGGAAAGGUUCCGACUUCUCCCCCCUCCCCCGCCGCCCGGCCGGAGAUGAGUGGAAGAUGUCGGUUUCGGGGCUGAAGGCCGAACUGAAGUUUCUGGAAUCCAUUUUUGACCCAAACCACGAACGCUUCCGAAUUAUCGACUGGAAGCCGGACGAGCUCAGCUGCCAGUUUAACGUGACCGGAGACAAGCUCCUGAUCAUCCACUGCAACAUCACGGAGUCCUACCCCUCAACACCCCCAAUAUGGUUUGUGGACUCCGAUGAUCCCAGUCUGACACAAGUGCUGGAGCGCCUGGAGGAUGUCAGGAAAGGCAGUACCCUGCUCCUGCAGCAGCUGAAGAGGCUGAUCUGUGACCUGUGCCGGCUCUACAACCUGCCCCAGCACCCGGAUGUUGAGAUGCUGGACCAGCCCCUCCCUGCUGGGCCAGUAAGCCAAGAUCGAAAGCAUGGAACAACAGAUGAAGUGACAUCUGAGGAAGAGGAGGAGGAAGAGAUGGGCGAGCAGGACAUUGAAGACCUGGACCACUAUGAGAUGAAAGAGGAGGAGCCAGUGGAUGGGAAAAAGUCAGAGGAUGAUGGGAUUGAGAAGGAGAACCUGGCCAUCCUGGAGAAGAUCCGUAAAAACCAGAGGCAGGACCACUUGAACGUAAGUGCUCAUUCGGGUGCUGUGUCUGGUUCCGUGCAGGCUUCAGACCGUCUCAUGAAGGAGCUCAGGGAGAUCUACAGAUCACAGAGUUACAAGACAGGGAUCUAUUCAGUGGAACUUGUCAAUGACAGUCUGUAUGAAUGGCACGUGAAGCUGAGGACGGUAGAUCCAGAUAGUCCAUUGCAUAGUGACUUGCAAGUUUUAAAGGAAAAGGAAGGCAUGGACUAUAUUCUGCUCAAUUUCUCAUAUAAAGAUAAUUUUCCAUUUGAUCCACCUUUUGUACGGGUAGUUUCACCCGUGCUGUCUGGAGGUUACGUUCUUGGUGGAGGUGCCCUGUGUAUGGAGCUUCUCACAAAACAGGGCUGGAGCAGUGCCUAUUCCAUAGAGUCUGUCAUCAUGCAGAUCAAUGCCACUUUAGUCAAAGGAAAAGCCAGAGUGCAGUUUGGAGCCAAUAAGAACCAGUACAAUCUUGCCAGAGCACAACAGUCAUACAAAUCCUUGGUGCAGAUUCAUGAAAAGAAUGGCUGGUACACACCCCCUAAAGAGGAUGGAUAAGGAGCAACCUCCCCAUAGGUGCGCUGGGACCACUUGUCUUAGGGUCAACACUUUAUUUUCUUCUUUUUUUUGUUGUUAACUCUGACUCUGAAGUCUUUUUUUUUCUUUUUUUGGGGCAGUGUGACCCCAACCGGCUUUGACCCAUUUGGUGACCAUGAAAUCUAACGGGUAAAAUCUCCUCACUGACCUCUCCAUCCUUGGCUGAAAAAGGCCUUUUCACCUCUGUCUUGCCCUCACUCUUCCUCUCCCACUGCAGGGUGUGAUGUCAUCCUUUCUCCCUCUAUCUGCCCAUCAUUCAGCAUAAAACCCGGGGUGAUUCCUUAUCCCCUCUUUGCAAGCUGCCCUAUCUUUUUGCUCCAGUCAUCCUGUCAUGGGCCAAGUGUCUGAGUAAACUACUGCAUUUCAGGGGGAACUCAUCCCCUCUUCUCUUCACUUGCCAACAUACUUGCAUAGUGGGUUUUUGUCUGUUUUUGGAAGCCUAGUUCAGAAUUAACCCUGUCUGUGUACUACAGCUGAGGGACAGUGUGAGAAGCCACUGCUUGUUUUGUACAGAACUUGGCUGAUGGUGAGGAAGAGAACAGAAAGUGUUGGGGCUCACCUUGGCAGAUACUCGCAACAGCAACAACAAAAAGUGUUUCAAGCAUUUGUAGUGUGGAAAGGGUCUUGACCUCCAGUAAGAUAUUCUGUGAAGGUAUAAUUAUGGCCUUGGGCAGGGACAGAAGUAGAAGCCACAAUUCACAAAAUGGAAAAGGAAACCCUUUUUGUAAUGCAGGAAAAAGCUGCUCUAUAGUCAUGGCUUGGAAUUUCAACCUAAUGCCCGGUGAUGGAGCUUGAGCUGGAAUGGACACUUUUGAUUUAGUGGUCUGAGAAGCCACUAAUUUACUCUCUAUUGACAUUUUUCUUUUGUCGUUUUGUGUAAUAUCUUCCUGUAUAAAAUGCUAAGAUUCUAAAUGGAGUAACAUGCAGGAGGUAUUUGUCCUGCUCAUAUAAUAACCAGUGUCAACACGAGCCAAAACAGUGGAGGAGAUGGUAGGGGUGCGCAUCUAGAUUAAAGAUCUCCGGUUGUGUAAUUACUAAGGUGAAGUCAUCUGUCACCACUGUCUUCUCAAGCUUUGCGACAUGUGGCUAUUUUUGCAGCAAACUGAAGUGUGCCCCAGCCAAGCAGAGGCAAGUCAGAUUUAAUCAUUGUAAUGUAGUUUGAAUUUAACUCCACAUGUAUACUUGUAAAGAUGUAUUUCUGAGAUUGGAUUUAAUUGUUAAUGUAACUUUGUGUGGGUGUUCGGGUUCACAGCAGGCUUUAUCAGCACACCCCUGGCAGAGGAAGGGAUGUCUAGCUGUUUGAAGAUUUUAUAAAUUUUAUAAGUAGAUAAUGGAGACUCAAAUGGAUGUCCUUAUGGAAUUUUAAAAGUGGAAACUUUAAAUGUAAGCAUCAUGGCUACUUCUACCCCUGUAAGGAUUUUUAAAUUAAGUUUUCAUCUCUGAACCAUUUAGUGUGUUUUUGGAAUCUCGGGAAAAGUGUCAUUUAGCCAUUGCCAUAAUCUUGGCUGUUUUGCCCAUUCACAGCAAUUUAAUGAUCCUGUUACUAUCAGCAUAACUAUGCAGAGAGUGAUCAGCUCUGUUAUUACCAGUGAGAAGCUUGUAUGUGUGUGAAAUAAAACAAAACAAACAAACAAACCAGCGCUUGCAUUCUAGUGACACUCACUUUAGUGUUAAUGGUGGGCCUGUGUGCCAUCACAGUAGCGGCUGGACUGUGUUCCUGGACCACCUGCUUCCAGCGCUCCUAUUCCCUGCUGCCACUCUCCUGCUCAGACAGCCAUCAUGGACAAUGAGGAAGGCUUCAGAGUGGACUCCAUGCUCCUCUUUAGGUUGGAGAAAAAUAUUUGUAAAUAGAAAUGGCUUCAUGUCCGUCUGUCACAACUAUGGAGAAUGCAAGAUAAUGUACUUGCCUUAUUCAGGAUAAAUCACCCUUAGACCCAUUUAUGCCCCUCUCCACAAACAUAUAAGGGUUUUUUUUGUUUGUUUGUUUGGUUUUUUUUUUUUGUUUUGUUUUCGGAUCUCCUGUCCACACCCAUGUGUUCCUGAUUAUGUCUGAUGGGGUGAAGCCCUGCUGACUUCAGUCAGGAAACUUCAUUAUUCAGCUUCAGCCAUUGCAAAUUUACUGUGUACUGUCUGAUACAUAUUGUUGCCCCUCACUGUUUUUUAGAAAUGAAUGUCAAUGGUCUGUUUAAAGUGUUAUGUUUUACUUUCAACAGUUAUUUUCAACAUCAGGAUUAGAAUUUUUUGGAAAUAGUCCUUUUUCGAAAUACUCCACUUUCAGUUGCUAUAGAUUGUCCCCACUACUAACAAUGACACUAGAAAACAUUUUUGUGAAAUAUAGUGAUGGGCAUAUAUUGUAAUAUUGAUCUCCAUCUUCCUUGUGCAUUUGCAUAGUAUCAGUCAGUCCCACUUAUAACCUGAUCCACAGUUAAUAUGCCGUCAGCAUCAUGUCAAUGACAUAAGGAGAAAACUUUAGGAUUGAGUACUUGCAUCUUCUUCAUCCAUUCAUUUAGUUUCACAAAAUUAUAUGGAUCCUUUGAUAAUGUUAGUGAAGUUAUUGGGCCCUCUGGUGUUGUCUGAAAGCAAAAGCCUGAGGCACCUGCCAUCAGAAUAGGGUGUGAGAUCACUGAGGUGCUCCCAAGCUCCCUGAACUCGGAUCAGUCCAAGCACCAAGUUGAGCAAGCACCUUCAUGUACUUUGUAGGGGCAGUUUUGAACUGACAGAACUCAGGAAUACAAACUGUAGACUUUGUAAUGGAUUUCUUGAAAUGUAAUAAGCUGAAAUUUGGUUUUGUUCUAGUAUGUAAAAACCCAAAUGAACAAAUGAUGUUUCUCUCUCUCUGGGUUGUUUAGUUGUAAAAGGUUUCUCUUUCAGUGUGCAUAACUCACUUGUACUUCUUUUUUUGGCCUGUUUGGGAUUUCCAGCAAGAAGUAAGAGCUUUGGUGAGAGAGUCAUCUGAGAGCACUUAGUGUUGGACACAUUAGCUGAUUGGAACAGGGUUGGGUUUGCAUGAUGUCCACCUUUAAAAGCCUUUCUUGUCACACCAUCACUUGUUCCUUUGUAAGGGUGUCAUUCAUUUAUGUUUCGGAUGGUGUUCUGAUUCAUUCAACUGACACCUGGCCCAGGAAAGAGGCACAUUGUAGCACUUUCCCUCAGCAGGCCCAUGAACAGUUAUGUAAAGCAAAUUCAUCAUUAUCAUGGUGGAGCCUGGAGCAAUUCUCUGGCAGACAUUGGCAUUUGGUAAAUGGUCUAUCUCUUUAAAUGUGUGGGGACAUAUUUACUUCAUUUUGUAAAAGCUACAAAUACGUGAUUUCAAACCAAAUUGUAAACGCAACCAGUCUGAAGCAAGAGCUUUUUCUGUAUUCUGAAAAAAAUAAAUACUGCAUUGUCCGCUAACCUGCAUAGCUCCAGAUGACCAGGCUGCACUAGUGUUGUUCAUCUCUAAGCUUAGUAAGCUAUGAUGCCCUCCACCACACUUCCAUAGUCACAAAAUCCGAAAAUUGCAGAAGUUAGAAGAGGCCUUUGCCUGGAUCUGAGCUUUCACUUCCUUCAAGCUGUAAUACAGGUUUGGGCUCUUACAAAGGCUGAGGGAAUAGGGCUUUUCACUGUAUAAGGAUUUGUUUAUUUUUUGUGUAGUGUCAGUUAUGCUGUGACCUAUAGCAUCAUGUAUACAAACAGACCAGUCAUCUGGAGCGUGUUUAUAUUUUAAAGGAUUCAAAAAAAAAAAAAAUCCUGACUAAUUGUGGACUCCUUUUCUGGCGCCAUCUUGCGGUGGGCAGGUUAUCAAGUUAUGCACUGUUUAGCAUGCUUUGAAUUUUUUCUUUUUAUUUUCAUUGCAAGAGUAAUUUUGACCAUGUACAGUAAUUUGUAAACUUGCAUCAAGUUUAUGAAUAAAGAAUUUUACGAAA